AUGGCUUCCAAACGAGCAAAAGGAUUGAACAAUGCUCAAGGGAGCGCUAGAGGGGCUUCAGUGCUCCGUGGAAUGGUUCAGACAGUUUCCCAGGAGUGCAAGCCACGUCUUGGAUUCUCCGCCAGUGACAUCGAGGCAAAGGCUCCCACCGUGGAUGUUUUCUUCGAUGCGAUCGCCGCGGAACGCCUGAGGCGCAUGCCACCCGACGGAAGUCGACUCGAUGGUGCUCUGAGACGUGCCUCUAGACUCUCCUUCGCUGUAGCCUCUUUGCGCGAUGCGGUCGUUUCAUUCAUGGACGGGGCCAAUGACGCCUCCAAAUUAAUCUGGGGCAGCACCCUACUUCUGCUAGAGAAUGGCAUCGAGCAUGUGGAUGUCUUGGACAGUGUCUUUGGCCGGUAUGGAAGCGUGACAUUGCAGAUCUCCCUCCUGCUCCAACAGGAGGGUCACUUCAGAGAUUCCAAUGAAUUGCAAACGGAGGUGGCCAGGAUUUAUGCGAGCCUUUUGCAGUUGGUUCUGCAUGUUACCAUGGAGCACAGUGCCGCCUCACGGACCCAAGAUUGGGUGACCAUGGGUGAGAACGUGGAUGCUUCCUUCUUCCGAUUCCAUAACAGCUUCAACACCAACUGCCGGAAGAUGUCGGAACUGUCCUUGUCCAAAAGAACGAGUAUCGAUAUCGCUGCCGUCUAUCAGUUCCUUGAUCUACAAGACCGCCCAUUGCAGAUGAUUCUCGAGGGCCACAAUCAUUCCCUGGCGGAUGGCUCCUUUGGGUGGUUCGAUCCUCACCUCACCACUUUUACUCUUAGCAAUCGUGAGGCGAUGAUGGUCACUGGGGACCCAGGAGCCGGAAAAAGUGCGCUGGCGCAGUGGACAAUCGAGCGUCUCCAGGUCUCAUCUGAAUAUGACAGUUGGAAUGUUAUCCCAUAUUGGGUCCGGGAUGAUGUGCCCAUCACUACUUUGACUCUUACAGUUCUCAAAGGAUUGCUUCUGCAGAUGCUCGACAGAUGUGUCAGUUCCUGGAAAACCCAGGAGGCUAUUAUUGCGUCGUGCCAGGAGGCUGCGCAUAUGGCCUCCAGGGGUGGUACCGACUCGCAGGUGGAGGAUGUCCUCUGGUCAGCCAUUCACACAGCAUUGCAGUCCCACAUGCAUUUCAUGGUAGUCCUGGACGGGCUGGACCAGAUUCAAAACUCCAAUACUUCGAUGGCCAGGUUCCUCAGCCGCCUUCAAAGUGCCAUCUCAGGUACGCCGUCCAAACUUAUUAUCUUCUCCAGGAACCUUCCAGCCCAGCAACAGAUCGGUAGAACCACGCAGCAUCUCUCUAUGACACCUGCCUUGACCGAGAAUGAUAUGCUGGCCGCUGUUGCCGAAUCAAUCGGAUCGGACGGCGAGUUCUACGGCCUAGACGCUGAACAGAUUGAUUCACUGGCUGGAUCCAUCGUCACUCGUGCACGAGGGUCCUUUGUGUGGGCCCAACUCACGCUCGAGUACAUGAGGCGUGAAUCUACAUUCAAAGGAAUGUUGAAAGCAAUCCAGCAGGCGCCAACGGACGUUGGUGACCUGAUUGACAGCCACCUGAAUACUCUGGAUCUCUCGCGGCUCGACACUCGCUCUCUCCUCGCCUGGCUUGUAGCUGCCGAGCGUCCACUGCGUAUUCGGGAGGUCGAUGAGCUACUCAAGGUAGACCCGCAGACGCUCAAAUUUGGGUCUCGCCCAGCUGGGCCUGACAGAGCCAUAUAUAAACCUUUGGGUCGCCUUGUAAUGGUUCGUGAUGGAUUUGUCGCCUUCCGCCACCCCAUGAUCCGAGAAGAUCUCAGGCUACGCGCCGAGUCUGCAGACAGUAAUUAUUCCAGCAAUCGUGGGUUCCCCUUCAACCUAGAGGAGGCCCAUUACGAUAUCUUGACUCGUUCUCUGGCCUGGACGCGUCUUUCUGUGAAACAGGAGGUUGACGUCUCCAUGGAUAAGCUCCCCGUCCAACAGCGGGACGCUCUUUUCGACUCGUAUAUUCUCUUGGAAUACACUUCGCGCUACUGGUUCUCCCACCUUCUUUCAUCUCCCAUGACUACACCCGACCACGAGUUCGCCUUCACCCCCCUCUUUAAGAAGUCGCUGCCGGAAUCCGUCCUCUUCACACAGAUUGAACUUACCAGUCGUGAAGCAGAAUUCAGCCGAUCCAGCAUUCUCGAGCUUUACCGCCUCUCGGUUGCAGUGCGUCGCGCAAUUUUGGGCGAAAAAUCCAAGGCUUUCCUCCAGAGUCUCAUCCUGAGUGCUCGUGCAUCCGACUUGGCCGAGACCAACUGGGCAAAUGAUCACAUGUACGAAGCAUGGAAUUUGAGCCGUUCGCAGCUUGGCCACUCCUCUCCCAUCACCACUCAACUGGAACAGCUCUUGGUCAAUUCCCCUCGGCGUGCGAAUCGUGGAGACCAAAUUGUUGGCAUGAAAGCUGAUGCCAUUCGGGAUAUGGCCAUGUCAGAUUGGGAUUCCAAUGAUCUCAGUUUCAAACGUCGCCUGGAGUAUCUCGGAACCUUGAUCCAGAUGUACCAAAGUAACAAUCAGAACGAGGAGGCAUAUUCUGUUUCCAAGCAGUUUUAUCGCCAGACCCUUAAUCGUUAUGGUAGCCACUCGAAAGAGAGUGCACAGGCAGCCGACUUCCUGACACAGCACUUCCAGAUCUCGCCUUCCGACGAUCUGUCGCUAGAGAUUUCUCAUCUCAAGUAUGAGAACAUGAUGCGAUCCAUGGAUGCCACGGACGCCCGGCGCAUUGCAUAUUCUCUGUAUCUCGCCCAGCUGUACGAAGAGAACGGCAAGUCCAAGCAAGCUGAGUCUAUCUUGACAAGCCUAUGGGCAGGUGUCUCUUCACAUGACCUGGACACCCAGGCUACCUGGGAGAAGAAGACAAAGGUUGCCUUCGUGUACUACCAAUUCCUGCGUCGUCACGGCCGCUAUGAAGAGGCUAAGCUGGUACUGCGUGAACUCUCUUCGGAUCUGGAGUCUGACGGUAUACACACUGAUGAGAUGGCCGAUCGUGCCAAGGAACUCAGCAGCGAAGCACAUGAGUUGGGCCUUAUCGACAUGGAACGGACGCUCGAUACUUUGGUGUGGAAGUACUACGUCAGUUCCGGCAAGCAGUACUCCAGCGACGCUGUGACCUUGGCCCGAAAUCUCUCUGCCGUCGAGAUGUCCCGGUAUACGACGGUGGACGACCUGGCCGCGGUGUCCGAAGAUGAACGCUUGUUCCUCCGCAGCCUUAUGGACACAUUGGCUUCGUCGGGUAGUGGUAGCCAGUCUACCUCGCUCCUGACCCUUUGUCACAACCUCUGUAGCGUUUACAUUACCAAAGCGGAGUGGAAGGAAGGCAGCGAUUGCGCAUGGUCUGUGUUGAAGCACGAAUGGCCAGACGUGCAUGAGCCCACAUCUGAAUCCAGGUUCCGUUCCGAUCGCGCUCCUUUGAUCGCCAAUGUUGCCUUGGACUAUGCCUUCUGUCUCUUCCGACGCUUGGAUGUGCAGACCGCUACUGCUGUAUACGGAAAUGCAUUCAAGGCCUCUAUCACGGCCGAGAAGGUGGCUAUCCCUCACAUCACCGCUGUUGUCAAGACCGUGGUUGAGUUUUAUGAGACCACUUUCCAAUUUUCCAAAGCCCUUGUACUCCUGCACCAAGUCAGUGAAUUUUUUAUCUCCCGCCUCGGAGAUUCCGACAAGCACACCAUCGAUACACUGUACUACGAAGGUGACCUAGCUGCCCGCCUCGAUCGUCAGAAUGAGGCUGAAGCGGCGUACCGUCAUAUUUACAAGGCGAGCAUCCAUGGUGCUACAAUUAGCUCGACUGGAGUACCCGCGGCCGUGGCUCUUGUGGGCAUAUAUGAAAAACAGAACAAUGCCACUUCUGCCUUAGAUGUGUACCGCCACCUUUGGCCCACAAUGAUCCGGUCUGACAAAGUCAAUGAUUCUGACCGUUCCCCUGUGGGAAGCUCCUUGGACAAGACUUAUACCGGGUACAUGUCCACGCUCGGAAGUGGUGCUGAAGCUGGCGGAUAUACUGAGCGCUACACCAUCGCAUCUCAGUACCUGGCCAUGUGCCAAAAAGUUCACGGCAGAUCUAGCAAUAUCACUCGUGAUGCCACCAUCAAUCUAGCGGACAUUUGUGCGGACAGUGAAAGUCACAUUGACCAAGCGAUUUCUCUCUAUCAUAGUGUUCUCACUACGGACGCAUGGGUGCCUCAGUCUCAAGCCUCACUACCGCUACCUGAUAUGACCGAUACUUUGGGCAUCAGCAUUAAGCAUAAGUUGGCCGAAAUGUACCUUCGGAAGAAGAGCACUUCCAGCGAAGCGUACUCCUUGUACAUGGAGGAGCUCACCAUGGCCAAGCAGCAGCACGGAUUGUCUUCCUCCUAUGCGCUGGUGUGGCUGCGCCAGAUUGCUCUGCUCUACGCUGCGAAGGGCACAGUUGAAUCACGCAGACAAGGCUCGAAAGUCCUGCAUGACUAUGUCGACGAAACUAUCCACAUCACAGCCGGCCAGGAUACGUUGGUGGAACGUGCCCACCGACUUGGAGAGACCUAUCUGUCAUCUGGCUACACAGAUGCCGGUAAUGAGUUGAUUGAUGAGCUCCACCAGCAGGUGAUCCAUGAGACCCCUGCUGCCCAGCGAUCCUCGCUUAGCGAGCAUCGUCCCGCAGUCUUUGUUGCCGCAUUCGAGGAGGUAUUCCGCAAGAAGUUGUCUUACGGCCAGAUCCUGGAUCAACUAUCUCAGGAGAGUCGCGUAGUCAGCGACUUCCAGAAGAGUCUGUCGGGCCAUGAUCUAAUGCCUACCCUUGUGGCUGGCGACCGACUCAGUCGCCUGCAGAGCGAUCAGAAGCGCACUUCGGCCGCUAAGACGACACAGGACAGUUUAUAUGAGUACUUCUGCAACACACUUUCCAUCUCCCCCAGCCUGCGCUCCAAGAACGUGGUUCGCCAAUUCUAUUACCUAUGCUGCCGCGAAGCCUCGAACCCUGAUUACAGUAUCAACAUUACCACGGCAACCACGGGCAUGGUUCGCGAUCUCUGUAACAAGUCACUCUUCCAGGAGGCGGCAGACCUGACGGGUGUGUUCCAUUCGUUUGCGCACUUGACUGACGGUCUGCGUUCCCACGAGGCAAUCUUCACUGCCAUCAAGCUCUGUUUGUACUUGAAUGGAUACCAGACGAACAAGUGCUCAGACCCCGGUAUUGCCAAAAACAUGGGCUUUGAGUCCCAGAUGCUCCUGGAAGAGAUCCUGAAUAAUGCCCGUGAGCUCAAGAUAGAGUUCUCUGAUCUACCGUUCGGAGAGCUGAAUGAUCUCGUGACUGUGCUCGGGGAGCACGAGAUGUUUGACGAUCUCGAGGCCAUCCUCACUGAUCUCUGGACCUCGCGCAUUGUCCAGAAGACAUGGUCGCUCAACGUGGUCGUGUGGAUCGGACGGCGCCUGGUUGAAACACGCUUCUGCCGUGGCCGCGUCCACGGCGCGACCCGGCUUGGCAAGGACAUCUGCUACAACUUGCGCCAGGUCUGGGGCAACUGCGAUCCGGUGACCCUGGAGAUGAACAAGCUGCUCUCCGGCCUGUACACCGCGUCGGGUAACUACCUCGCGGCCGUGGCCUUGCACGAAACGGCCCUGUACGAGCUGCUCAAUGACCCCGAUGUUGACAAAACCCACGCAGCCGACACCGUCAGCCAACAUCUACAGCUGCUCAAGCACGCACAAACCCGGUUGAGCCGGGAGGGUAGCCACGAUGUAGACGAGAGCGCAUAUGACGAGCUGGUGCAGCUGAUCGCCACCAAGUUCGGCAUCAGACAGGAAAGUCUACAGCACGGCGACUAUGAUGACGAUGUCGGUAUGUGGCAGCGUCCGCGCCGGUUCAGCCUGGAUGUGGAGGAGCAGCAGAUGCACUCGAACCAUCUGCGCAACAGCAGCGGAUCGGCAUUACUGAAUGGCAACGCGGGGGCCAAGAGGAUCUCGAUCACCGCGCUGUAA
This is a messenger RNA of Aspergillus clavatus NRRL 1, 5985 nucleotides long. Its product is annotated as NACHT domain protein. The record is from RefSeq and is a predicted model, not a curated record. Bases 1 to 5985 code for a protein of 1994 amino acids. The transcript has 3 exons. Lineage: Eukaryota; Fungi; Ascomycota; Eurotiomycetes; Eurotiales; Aspergillaceae.